AUGGCAUCUUCUUUAGAAAACCUGGAAACUCAGCUGGAAAUGUUCAUCGAAAAUGUUCGGCAAAUUCACAUAAUUGUUAGUGACUUCCAACCACAAAGUCAAAAUGUGUUGAAUCAAAAACUUCAAUCUUUAGUUCAUGGAUUACAGGAGGUUGAUAAAUUGAAAUCUCAGGUACAAGAUGUCCAUGUACCUUUGGAAGUCUUUGAUUAUAUUGAUCAGGGGCGUAAUCCACAGUUAUAUACAAAAGAUUGUAUUGAGAAAGCACUAGCCAAAAAUGAACAAGUGAAAGGAAAAAUUGAUGCCUAUAGGAAGUUUAAAGCAAAUAUGUUAUUAGAAUUGAGUAGGACAUUUCCUAAUGAACUGAGCAAAUAUAGAGCUUUAAGAGGAGAUGAAUAAAUCUGUGCAGUCCUUUAUGAAGAAUGUACUUUCUACAUGUUACAUAAUAGUAUUAACUUAUAUUUGAAUAUAUUUACAGAGUGAGCAAAACUCAAAGCCUCAGCUCUUCCAUGUGAAGAAAAACCAUUAGCAAAUCUGAAUAGAGGUCCUUGUAUGGGAUUGAGUAAGAUCCAUUUUGAGCCAAAUAUCAUAUUUCUACAUAUUCAGAAACUGAAGUAAUGAUGCCAUCUAGUUAAUUGUGACAUACCAAUUUGAAAAAAGCUGAUUUUCCUGUACAAAUUUUGUGUAAAGAAAAGUUUGCUAUC
Molecule: messenger RNA, 701 nt
Organism: Phaedon cochleariae (mustard beetle)
Lineage: Eukaryota; Metazoa; Arthropoda; Insecta; Coleoptera; Chrysomelidae
Source: the annotation of a GenBank genome assembly